Messenger RNA from Nematostella vectensis (starlet sea anemone), 2165 nucleotides. RefSeq names its product arrestin domain-containing protein 3. Gene Ontology annotation, biological process: protein transport. The transcript has 5 exons. The record is from RefSeq and is a predicted model, not a curated record. Gene Ontology annotation, cellular component: cytoplasm. NCBI's taxonomy places the organism in Eukaryota, Metazoa, Cnidaria, Anthozoa, Actiniaria, Edwardsiidae. The coding region runs from base 610 to 1893 and encodes 427 amino acids.
CUACUUUAAACCCUAAUCGUUUCACUACUUAGAAGGUGACCCCACGACUCAACAUUCAAUAUGCAGACGAAUGAAAAAAGAUAUGAGGAUUUCAUAAUACUUUAAAAUUCUUAUACUCAUAAUACUUUAAAAUUCUUAUACUCUUAAAUUCAAUAUAACUUUUUAUAAGGCAUGAGUUGAACGCGGAGUAAACAAAAAUAUGUGUAUGUAUAUAUAUGUGGAAUUUCUUAAUUUUGUAAUAUGCAAAUACCUUCAAACUACCUGAAAUAUCAUCCUGCAAAACAUUCAAGAGAAAGACUUAGUUACAUUUGGCAUCUGGCUGCAGUUAUUACUCUUUCAGUUUCAGGAAUAUAAAGACCACAACCAGAGUAUUCAAAUUUACUAAAAUCAAGUUGAUAUGUAGCUAAAGUUUGAUUAUAUUAUAAUUAAUAUUUGAACGCUGACGUUUUAACCUCUACCGACUUUUAAAUUAAGAAGUAAUUUCUUGUCAAUACGAUUCAGCACAAGACCUCAAGCCCCAAGCAUCACAUCUUGUUUCUGCCUCCCAAUUUCAUAGCUUCUUAAUACGUAAAUGAUCUUACCCGUAUCUCCUCUAUUAUUUGACGCAAAAUGACCAUAGAAAACUAUGCUAUCGAGUUGGAUAGAAAGGAUUUGGUUUAUACACUGGGAGACUACGUAUCCGGUGAAGUCAGGUUUACACUGACCAAAGAAAUCCGUGUUCGGGAGAUCUACCUCCAUUUCUUUGGUCGAGGAAAGGUUGAAGUCAUGGAAGGAAGAACCACAUUUAUUGGCAAGCAGGAAUAUUACAGACAUGUGGCAGAACUUUUAGACAAAGAAAAAGUGGCCGGGAUGAAUGGAAUAUUGAAGCCUGGUGAGUACAAGUACCCAUUCUCCUUCGAGCUCCCGUUUGACGGCGACCUGCCUGGGACGUACGAAGCGAAGCACGGCUACAUUAAGUACUCACUAGAGGCUUUGAUUGACAGGCCUUUGAUGACGCCUGCUAAGACUGGCACGCUAAUCACUGUCAUAGACUACGUGGAAAUCGACAAGACGCUCCUGGAACCGCGUCAAAAACAAGAAAACUGGCAUGUGGGCUACAACUGUUGUGCAUCAGGUUCCUUGACUGUCACGGCCAAAAUUGACCGCGCAGGUUUUUACAUUGGGGACGAGGCCCAGGUCACGGUCUUCCUAGAUAAUCAGAGUACCCGUGACGUCACAGACGUAGAGAUUUGCCUCUUUCAGUUUACUACUUAUAUCUACGGCACAGAUGAGAACGAAUACCAAGUUAAGGACCGUUUAAUUGACAGCGUGAAACGCGAGGGUGUGGCUCGUGGAAAGGAAGUUAUUAUCGAUGACGUUACAAUUACUAUUCCGCAGCUACGGCCCACCAGCUUGUAUGGCAUAAUCACCACGGCCUACACCAUAGAGGUUAUCAUUAACAUCAAAGGGCGCUGCGUAGAGUCCGCUCACAUCCCCCUCCCAAUCAUCAUCGGCAGCAUUAAAACACCAAAAGGAGAAAAGUUGCCAUUGAUACAGGAAAUUACUUAUGGCCGACAGAAAGACAGUCAAGAAAGUACUGAGACAAAUAUUGAAAACGCCAAUAAAGAUAUCGCCGUAGAACAAGGUAUGGAAGGCUGUAAGAAAAAAAUUAUGGAAAAAGACAUCGUGGUGAGCGCCUGUGCUCUUGGGAAUACCGGAAAGAGCGAAAUAACAGUCGAAGUGAAAAGAUCUAUCCCUGUAAAAGCAUCAACGAAAAAGGAAGGUAAAGGUAAAGCUGAGAAAAAGAAUACAAAACAAACCGUAGAGGAAAAUAUCGCCAAGGAAGAAAGCCUCGUCAAAGUUGAUAACGUGAGUAAAGACGGGGACUCUAGAGCGAACCCAGAAGACCUGUGAGAAGGAAGGAAAAUCAAAGAUGUGGGGGAUAUAAUUUUGAACAAUUUUAAUGUUUUAUCAUUAUUCUUUUAAUAGACAGAACCAACGUUGUUGACAAUUCUAAAAUGUUAUACUUGAGUAAAAUAAGUAAAGUGAACAACGUUUAUUUACGUCUUGUUAUCGUGUGACUAUAUGACCUCCCAGCGGCCCUAGUUCUCGGAAAAGUUUGUUUACCGUUUGUUGAGACUGUAGAUCGUUUCACAGAUAGAUAUAAAUGAACAUGCAAAGCUGUA